Dichomitus squalens LYAD-421 SS1 is the source of this 3025-nucleotide messenger RNA. Its product is annotated as Dor1-domain-containing protein. The record is from RefSeq and is a predicted model, not a curated record. Gene Ontology annotation, cellular component: COG complex. The transcript is spliced from 3 exons. Lineage: Eukaryota; Fungi; Basidiomycota; Agaricomycetes; Polyporales; Polyporaceae. The coding region runs from base 1 to 1743 and encodes 580 amino acids. Gene Ontology annotation, biological process: intra-Golgi vesicle-mediated transport.
AUGACGGACAAUGUACAAGAUGGCGAGUUGCAAACCCUCCCCGACAUCCUAGCCUCUUCGUCCCAAGAGACCCUCUCCGCCUCGUUGUCUUCUGCCGAAGCCGCUCCAUACAUCGCCCACCUCACAUCCCUCUCGCUGCCAGAGCUCGAGGCAGAGCCAACAGAACUCGCUUCAUCCUCCGCACAGCUCACGAACGCCCUCACGACACUAUGCUACACGUCGUACCCUACCUUUCUCUCGCUGCACUCCACAACCUCCACGCUCUCCUCCUCGCUCGACUCGCUUUCCUCCUCUCUCUCGUCCUUGCUGUCCACCCUUCCCAACCUCGAGUCCAGUGCGCGCGCAUUCGCCCAGGACUCGCGCACCCUCCUAUCUGCUCGCCGGAAUGCAGCCCUCGUCCUCGAACAUCACGACAGGCUGCACGAUGUCCUCUCUAUCCCCAUGCUCCUCGAGACGUCCGUCCGAAAUCACAACUACGCCGACGCCCUCCUCCUAGCCCAACACGCUUACACCCUCGCCGCCCGCUUCCCAUCUAAUCCGCUCGUCCAGUCUGUGAAGGCGGAUUGUGACGCGCGCGUCCACUCGAUGCUUGCGCAACUCCUCCGCGUACUACAUGAGCAGGCGAAACUUCCUGCCCUCUUCCGCGCGAUCGGUUUCCUGCGGAAAAUGGACGUCCUCUCAGAACGAGAACUCGCGCUGGCGUUUCUUUCGGGCAGGAGCUCCUACCUCGAGACCACCCUGCGCGCCGUGGAGGUGGAGAAGAAGGGCAUGGACGGGGAGAGCAGCGUCGAGUGGGAACGAGAGAGCCAGGCGCGUUACCUCAAGAGGUAUGUAGAUGCGUGGCGCGAGGGGGUGCACGACGUUGUCACCCAGUACACCACCAUCUUCCUCGACCCUCCGAAGGGCGCAGAGCCCGCGCCCCCUGAACUUCACAUUCUACUUACGACAUUCACCACGCUUCAUGUCCGUCGACUUCUCGACCUCUUGCGCGAGACCCUUCCACUCGUCGCGGACCCUUCCCUUCUCACCUCCCUUCUCACCCAGCUGACCUAUUGCGCGACCUCGUUCGCGCGCGUCGGUCUGGAUUUCCGAAGCGCACUCGCACCUCUCUUCACGAUCGCCGUGCGGAAGGGAGUAACGCGCGAGUUCGAAGAGGCGACGGACGCGUGGUCCAGAGCUAUCGAUCCCGAAGACACCUCCAAGGCGCGUUCUCGAACGGGCGCAUCGGCGCGGAGGAAGCCCUCACAGUUCCUCCUCGCUCCUGCGGCAGCCUCUACUCCUCCCAUACCUACAGACGCGCAGCUCUCUGGGCUCAGGUCUGCAGCAGCAAACACGCCCCCGGCGAUCCUCACUUCCUAUCCGCCACUCGCGCUCUACACGAAUGCUCUCUUGACGGCUCUCAACGGCCUCCGUUUACUUGCGCCGGCGAGCCUCCUCUCCGAACUCCUCGUUGCGCUCGAACGAUCACUCGCACAUGGGGCUAUCGUACUCCUCGUUCUUGCGCGCUCCGCUUCGGACGAACGCACGAAUGGAACAUCCAACGCCGAGGAUGCGAAGCGUGAAGAAGACGCGGUCCGCGCGGCGGGGGUGGUGUACGUGAAGGUGUUCGUGCCAUUCAUCCGGAGGGCGUUGUUAGAGGGUGUGUAUGGCGUGAAGAUGGACGAGGAGGGUGCCGCUCUUGGGGAGGAUCUCACGGGCGUGCUGAAGGAGUGGGACGACUGGCUCGAGAGCAUGGGGCGGUGACGGAUGAGAGCCUGAUCUGCUGAUAUCAUCGCGCGAAUGAAGUGCGCUCGCUUUCAAAGGACAUCUCCUGUCGACCACAAUCGGUACUCCCCGCCGCGCGAGAUAGGCUUCCCUUUACGGCCGUGGUGUCCUUGGCCUACUCGAUCGCUGUAGGGGCUCCUGGGUGAAAGCAUACCGAGGCCCCGAAAGCCUUCGGUGCCCUGAGGCUGGAGGAGUUUGGGGCAGGAUGGUCUAGAUUCGGGCCUUGUACCCCCAUAUGCUGUCCGAAUAUCAGCGUCGCUUCAUGCCGUACGUGCUGCAUAGGAUGGGCUUGCUAUUGACAGACAACAGUACAGAUACAACCAUACCUUGAACGAGGUAUGGAUACACAAUAACAAAUCUCACAUAACGAGUGUAGAGUGUUCUAGGACCGAAACGGCCCCAAAGCGUUCCGGCCGCUCCUUCAACCUCGAUGAUAACCUCGACUCUUGACACACCCAAAUUCUUCACUCUUCAUGCUUCAAGCUUCCACAUUGUCGAUGGCAAUAACCCGACUUCCGAUCCUAAAAGGCGGCGCGCCCGAGGCGCGAGCCCUCGCGACGCAGAGGGGUGCUCGCAGGUGUCUUGGACGGUGUGCUGGCAGGCGACCAUGCCUUGUCAGAAGAGUACAUCUUGCGCGGCGAGCUGAAGGUGUCGCUGUCGCGCCAGCCCUCGGCGGAGUCGCGGUACUUCUGGAGGAGCGCCUGGAAGUCGCGCUUGGGCGAGCGACCGGCCAGUGCGUCCAGGUACGGACUGAGGGCGGACGAGUAGUCCUGGAGCAAGACACGCGUCAGCCGCUCGCCUUGCGCCCAACCGCCUCGAGCUCGAGAGCGGGGGACCGAGCACGAAUGGGACACGCACCGACUUGUGGUACGCGCUUGACUUGGUCUUGCCAGUGCCCCCGUUGGCAGCGGCGCGGUACUUCUUGCUGAUCCGCGCAAGCUUGGGCCGGUACGCGCGGUAGCGGUACUUGAUCGUCUGCGUGGGCGACGGCGGGAGCGUGAACGGCUCGUCGGUCGACAUCUCGCCAUAGCCCGUCAGACAGUACUCGUCGUCCGAGUCGUCGCCGCCCCUGGUGCUCGUGGUCUCGCUCAUCAUGUCCGCGUCGCGGUCACGGUCGCGGAAACCAGUGGUGGUUGGGGAGGGAAGGGCGCUCUCCCCGAUCGCCCCUGACUUGUCGUAGAACGAUCCGGUGAGGGUCGCAGUGCGACGGAGCUUGCUGCGCUGAGGAGGCAUGGUGAGUAGGUCUGCAAGAGUAUCUGGG